CCUUUAUCGGGCAAGUGACUGUCAACAGUCACUUAAAACGGCCAUCUUCUCGGCCUCCUCGUAUAUAUCCGUUAACUCCAAGCUGAUGUGUUCUGGGCGUCAGCCAAUCACAAAACACUCUUCUAUGUUGUGACUCAUGAAGCAGACGGAAUCCUUUGUUUUUAUUGGCUGGGCAGCAAGACAAACACGGCAGUGUGUGAUCGGCUUCGAGACGGGGUGCAUCUAACGUUGAGUGCUCUCCACUCAUCUCGUCUCUGCAUACUACAGAAUGUCGAUCAGCCUCACUUCAUUUUACGGUCAAAACCGCAAAGUCAUUGUACCAACCAACCCUGCUGGUAGUGAUGAUGACCAAGAGCUUGACCUAUCUGCUGAUGAUGACGCUGACCCUGACUUCGAGCCUGUGCUAUCCCAGGAUUCUUCCAGUGAAGAUGAACUCAGGCCUAGCCACCAGCUCAAGCGUCAGAAAGCUUCUUCUCAAACAAGGAACCUUGCAAUAGCUGAUGUGGAAGAUGACUCUGGAGAGGAUGGAAGCGAUCAAGAAAACACCACUUCAGCUUCAUCACCGUCAUGGGAAAAAAAUGAUAUAUACCCACCUCCUCUUCCCGAGAAGCCAUACCCACAGCCUGAUCAUAUCUCUACACCAUAUGAAUAUUUCCUGAAGCUUUUUCCCUUAGAAGUCAUAGAUCAUAUUGUUUACCAAACAAAUUUGUAUGUGAAUUUGUAUGUGAAACAAAUAGACAUAAACACGUCAUUUGCCAUUAACAGGGAUGAAAUUAUGAACUUCAUAGGCAUACUCUUGUAUAUGGGAGUUUGUGAAUUACCAUCUUUGGAGGAUUACUGGGCAAAUGAGACAAGAGUCCCCCAAGUAGCUAAUGUGAUGUCAUCCAAACAAUUCAAAUACCUGAGAAGACAUAUACAUUUCAAUGAUAAUGAGUUUGCUGAGGAGUCAGAUGACAGGUUUUAUAAGAUCAGACCAAUGCUUAACUUCAUUAGAAAAACAUUUCAGCAAGUUCCUCCUUCUACCAAACAAUCCAUUGAUGAAGUUAUGGUAGGUUAUAAAGGCACAAGAGCAGGAAAUCUCAGACAGUAUAUCAAAUCUAAGCCAACCAAGUGGGGUUUCAAACUCUACUGUCGUGCCAGUGAUGAUGGUUUUAUACAUGACAUUAUUUUGUAUCAAGGGGGAACUACAUUCACUGCAAACCCAGUUUCCCUUACACAAGCUGAGAGUAGUGAAAAGAUAAGCACUAAGGUUGUUUUGACCCUUGCUAAAACAAUCACCAGCACUACUACUAGUUCUAUAUAUGCAGACAACUUUUUCACCAGCCUACAUCUAGCCAAUAUGCUCAAGAAGCAUUAUAACUGUAGGUACACAGGCACUGCAAGGGAGAAUAGAGUUGGGAGACCUCCACUUAUGUCACCUAAAGAUAUGGGAAACACUAAAACCAAGAGAGAGUCCACCAGUACAAAUAAAUAG
This is a messenger RNA of Eriocheir sinensis (Chinese mitten crab), 1474 nucleotides long. RefSeq names its product piggyBac transposable element-derived protein 2-like. Lineage: Eukaryota; Metazoa; Arthropoda; Malacostraca; Decapoda; Varunidae. The coding region runs from base 269 to 1474 and encodes 401 amino acids. The transcript is spliced from 4 exons. The record is from RefSeq and is a predicted model, not a curated record. Gene Ontology annotation, molecular function: sequence-specific DNA binding.